Limanda limanda (common dab) is the source of this 4482-nucleotide messenger RNA. RefSeq names its product ring finger and SPRY domain containing 1 (gene rspry1). Gene Ontology annotation, molecular function: protein binding; ubiquitin-protein transferase activity. Lineage: Eukaryota; Metazoa; Chordata; Actinopteri; Pleuronectiformes; Pleuronectidae. Gene Ontology annotation, cellular component: cytoplasm. The record is from RefSeq and is a predicted model, not a curated record. The coding region runs from base 548 to 2326 and encodes 592 amino acids. The transcript is spliced from 15 exons.
CUGAUGAUGAGCAGCCUGUUAGCAGCCGACGCUACGAAACUUAGCAUCAGCAGCUAGCGGCGCUUCGUCGUUAAAUCGCGUUUAGAGGAGUUCGCCCCCCGUCACGUGAACGCGCUUUACCGGACGUGUGAACAACGUGUGUUGUGGAAUAUCAGCGGGUUGCGAGCACGUUCUUCGCCGGCUAAGUCACGUAAAGCGAACUCUCGUCGUUUUGACAGCAGGAGCGCCCCGCUAAUUGGCUAGCUGCUAGCUGUUAGCCGGGUUAGCCGCUAGCCGACGCCAGCUGGCUAACCUGUUUGGUGAAACUACUCACACGCAAACACCUGUGUCUGCCCAGACAGACAACUGGACCUGAAUCUGUCAGAUGAUGUUCAGGGUUGAUCUCGAUGCAUCACCUGACCCUGACUCCUGGUCCGUUUAAACUAGCGAUACGUUAGUUCUCCCCAAACAAUCCCACACCUCUGCUUGGCAACACUAUGGUCAUUGACACUAACUCCACCCAGCCCACCGGGGCAAGAGUCCCCCUAAUGCAAGCCCUCCAGAUGAUAUGAUAGUAGCAGCUUGGAUCACUUUCUGUGCCUGCAGGAGCCUUGCAAAGGUUCUGCUCUUCCUUUCCUCCUCAAACUCCCUUCCCCCAUUCUGGGAGACCCUUGCCAGUGUGGUCUCCAGCUCUGGAACCAUGGGUAACAGCUGUGUGUGCCGGGAGGAUAGUGACUUGGAGGACCAUCACCACGGGUCGUCGAGGGUGACCCGGGGACAAGCCAGACGGGUGGAUCACGGUACAGGUGGAGGUUCUGACGCUGGUGAGGCAAGGAGCAGUCGGCCGAGGGAUCCAGUCCGGCCGCCGCGCCGAGGACGAGGGCCACAUGAGCCACGGCGGAAGAAGCAGAACGUGGACGGCCUGGUGCUGGACACACUGGCUGUCAUCAGGACACUUGUGGACAACGAUCAAGAGCCGCCCUACUCCAUGAUCACUUUGCAUGAGAUGGCAGAGACGGAUGACGGUUGGCUGGAGGUCGUCCAAUCUCUGAUUCGAGUGAUCCCAUUGGACGAUCCGCUAGGCCCUGCAGUGAUCACCCUUCUUUUGGAUGAGUGCCCCUUGCCCACCAAGGAUGCUUUGCAGAAGCUCUCGGACAUGUUGAGUCUGAGUUCGGCUGUAGCACAACAGGAUGCACUUAACCCCGCGAAACACAGAAACACCACAGCUGUCCUGGGAUGUCUGGCAGAGAAACUGGCCGGACCAGCCAGUAUCGGACUGUUGAGCCCUGGAACCCUUGAGUAUCUUCUGGAGAGCCUGAGUUCUGAGGCUCAUCCCACUGUCAUGCUGUUUGCUCUCAUCGCUUUGGAGAAGUUCUCCCAGACCAGUGAGAACAAACUGACAGUGUCCCAGUCUUGUAUCAGUAAUCGACUCUCUGUCCUGGAGUCGUGGUCAGAACAUCCCGACUACUUGAAGAGGCAGGUGGGAUUCUGUUCACAGUGGAGCCUCGACAAUUUGUUUCUUAAGGAUGGUCGUCAAUUCACCUACGAGAAGGUCAACCUCACUAAUAUCAACGCCAUGCUGAACAGCAACGACGUCAGCGAGUACCUCAAGAUUUCCCCCUCUGGGCUGGAGGCUCGAUGUGACGCCUCUUCCUUUGAGAGCGUGCGUUGUACGUUUUGUGUGGAUUCAGGCGUUUGGUACUAUGAGGUGACGGUCAUCACGUCAGGCGUGAUGCAAAUCGGAUGGGCCACCAAGGACAGCAAGUUCCUCAACCAUGAGGGAUAUGGAAUUGGAGAUGAUGAAUACUCGUGUGCGUACGAUGGCUGCAGGCAGCUCAUCUGGUACAACGCUCGCAGUAAACCUCACUCUCAUCCCUGCUGGAAAGAGGGAGAUGCCAUUGGCUUCCUGUUGGACCUCAGCAAGAAGCAGAUGAUCUUUUAUCUAAAUGGACAUCAGCUGCCACCAGAGAAACAGGUCUUCUCAUCGGCCACGUCGGGUUUCUUCGCUGCAGCCAGCUUCAUGUCAUACCAGCAGUGUGAGUUUAACUUUGGGGCCAAGCCUUUCCGUCACCCACCCUCGGUCAAGUUCAGCACCUUCAACGACUUCGCUGCACUGCUGCCCAGUGAAAAGAUCAUCCUCCCCAGACAUCGCCGUCUGGCCUUACUAAAGCAGGUUAGCAUCCGGGACAACUGCUGCACACUGUGUUGUGACGUUAUGGCCGACACGGAGCUGCGGCCCUGUGGACAUGGUGGUAUGUGUAUGGAGUGUGCCUUACAGUUAGAGACGUGCCCCUUGUGCCGCCAGGACAUCCAGACCCGAGUAAGACUCAUUGCACAUGUCUCCUGACACACUUCCUGUCCCUCCUCCGGUAAGGAGAGACAUGCAAGCCCAACAGCCUCCUCCUCCUCCUCUAAUCCCCUCCCAUCCAAUGGGGCUGCGAGGAUGGUGCCACAAUGCUGUGAUGACGCCAGAACUGUGAGUUCUGGUCAGAGGAGACGGCGACGGAGGGGUGGAGAGAAGAAAGAGAGGAAAUAAGAGGAGGGGAAUCGAACCACAGCUGGAUCCCUCAUUAACCUGUAUCUCCUCUUUUUGUAUCGUUCUGACGCCUCCUUGCAGAAGCUGGGCCAAGAAUCUUCAUCUUCUACAGACAGUGUGUUUGUCAGAUUUAUUUAAAAAUAUAAGAAAAGAGCAGGCGCGAGGAGCAGAAACAAUUUGACCAGAUUAAAGACAGAACCAUCUUCUCAUCUGCAGCUCCCCCCCAUCAAGUUAUCAGAAACAAGGCACCCGCUGCGCUUUCAGCACAGAGGCUACAGCUAUUUAAUCCCCCCCAUGCACACGUCUGCAAAUCUGAAAGGGGCGGAUAGCUGGAAAGAAAGCUGCCUGCAGUACAGUAUUAAAGCCACGGUACAGAUAAAUCCGAGAUGUAUCACGUAUGUCAUGUUUUUGGGUAUAGAUAUUCGAAUUGUGUUGUUCUUGAGGUAGCAUUUUCAUUCUUUUCUCAAGGUUGUACCAAAACCUCUCCUUUUAAUCUGCUUCACUGUCUGUACUGAUUAAUCGCCCAGUGGGUGUUCGCCUUCAGAAAGAUAUUCUAGAACUUACUCCUUGUGUAAAAGAACUUCAAAUUUGCAGGAUUAUUCCUCGAGUGAAGUUUUCUGAUUUGAAGUUAUUUACAAAAGAUGUUUAAACUCAAAUCAGUGGUGGAACAAGAGAGAAAAUAAAUGCCAUAUUUCUUUCUUUUUUAGAAACGGUAAAGACACUACAUACUUGAAUCUCUAUUAGGACUAACUGAUUUUCAGCGUGGCUGACCCUGCUGCUUUUUGUGCUGUAGUCUUUGCUCAGAUGUCGAUCUUUACAUGUGUAUGUUGCAACCACAAGAAAAUAAAUACACAGGGAUUCAGAUUUACAGAGACUUCAUCUGUAAAAUGAAAAGUUUUUUCACCCCAAUUUUAAUAUUUGAGGAGCCAGUGUGAGGGACGUGUGCGUCAGUGAACCUUCACGCACCACCUCUGAAGUUCUUCAUGGAUUUCUUGGUUGCAGCAGCGAAACAAAGUCUUAAUUUUAGUUUGUGAUCACACAAACACGUGUGUCUGUAUAAAGACGAUAUUUUCAAUCCACAAGAUGUGAUUACAUUUUGUUUUAGAUGGCUGGAAACUACAGCAGAUCUUGUUGAUCAUCACCUGAUCAGUAAAUCCUUUAAAACAAAUGUGAAUUGUCUUUACUCUUCAUCAGUUUACUGAACACCCCACGGUCAAUCUUAAGAUGGGUUCAUACUUGAAAUAAAUUUGCAAAGAAACGGUGACAUGGCCUAAACUUUUUGAUAUUUCUUGCAGGGUUGAUCUUUUCAGACUCGAGGUUUAUCCUUCCCUCUCUCCUCUAUGUAACACUGCACUUCUCUCUGCUCUUUUCUUUUCUCCAUCUUUCUCCCUGUGUCUUCAGUCGUGUGUUUUCCAUCUAUCUCUCUGUCUAUCCUUUACUUGAAGCAUCUCUUGGUUGACGGAAAGAGAUUUAUCUUUUGGAAACGGGUGACAAGAUGAACAUGAGACUUCGAUUUACGGGAAUAUCCUGUUUGUGUGAUUAAAAAGAGAAUUUAACGACAAUUCAAAUUAACAGAACACUGAAAAUUUUCAAAUUUACUUCAGUCAAAUUGUUUAUGAAAGAGUUUUUACUCAACCAAAUUGCAUGAGCAAGGUCUGUAAUAUCAUUUAGACUAUACUGGAAUGGUUUAUUAAAGAUAACAUGCAUAUCUCAGUAUAACAAUUGACUGCUCUGUUCCCUGUUUGCUACCUUGUAUUUCCUGGAGCACCUUACACAUGCAAGUGAAAGAAAUUAUAUGGUUGUCCCCAUGGUUGGAGAUGAACUUCAUGAUUGUAAAGAAUAAGUUGUGAGCUGUAUUUAAAACAUCUAUAAAGGAAUUUUGCCUCGGAGUUCCCAAAGAUGUGAUUUAUUGACGAAUUGCUGUUUCCUGGAUUGUGAUAUUUGUAAUAAAUGUAUGUUCAUGCUUA